Molecule: messenger RNA, 2561 nt
Organism: Tetrahymena thermophila SB210
Lineage: Eukaryota; Ciliophora; Oligohymenophorea; Hymenostomatida; Tetrahymenidae
Exons: 18
Biological process (GO): activation of GTPase activity; nucleocytoplasmic transport
Cellular component (GO): cytosol; perinuclear region of cytoplasm; nucleus
Molecular function (GO): small GTPase binding; GTPase activator activity
Source: RefSeq, a predicted model, not a curated record
AACAUUUUCAAUUAAUAUAAAAAUUAUUAAAUAAUUAAUUAGUUUAUUUUACAAGUAGUUUGUUAGCUAUAGAAAAAAUACACUGCAAUUAUCAAAUAUAUAAUAUAAAGUACAAGAUACUUAACAAUAAUUUCUUCUUCUUUAUUUAAAAUAAUAAAACACUUUUAUUUUUAUUUGCCCCUUUAAAAAAAAUCAAAAAAUCAAAAACUAUAUAAUUAUUUAAUUAAAAAAGAAAAGAAAAAUACCAAAAAAAGAAAUAGAUGGAUUAAUUAAAUCUAAAUUCUUAAAAUAGAAAACAUUGCUCCAUUCAUCCUAAUUAAUAAAUUACUUUUAUUAGAUUAGAUAAAGAGGAAGAUAAAGAUAUACUUAAGUGUAACUUAUGUAUAUAUGAAUAAAAAAUAAAUUGUAUUCCUUUAGAUCUUAUUGAUAAUUCUGACUUUAAAACAAUAUUAAAAGGAUGGCCGAUUCAAUAAGAUUCAUAAAUUUAUUCAAAACUUCUUGAAUUUACUAAAAUAAGGCCAUUAGUAGAAGAAAAUAGAAAUAAAGUUUGUGAAUAUUUUAAAAGCUUGUAAUUAAUAAUUAAUCAAUUGUUAGAAUUGAAAAAAAAAGAAAUGCUGAAGAAUGUAGAAUAGCAUUAGAUCAAUUUUGAUUAGAGUCUUAAUUAUUGCUUGUUACAAUACAAUAUUAUUUCUCAAAAAGAGAAGCUAAAGGAAAUAAUUUAAACCUAGUAUGGGAACUAAGAAACAUAAAAUAAAAUGCUAUUUGAAAUCAUACGACAAAACAAUAAAUACGAGCAAUAAAAUAAAAAAUAUCUUGAAAACUUGAUUAAUAAUGUUGAAUAAUAAUUUGUGGUUUGUUUAGAUUCUCAUAAUCUGAUCAAAUAAUAAAUAAUAUCUUUGAUUAGCAAUCUAGACACUUUUUAAGUUAACAUUAAUAUAAAUCAAGAUAUUUCAGAACUUGUAGUAAAAGAAAUAAUAGAUUUACAACGUUGCUCCUCAAAUGUUAAAAAAGUUGUCAUAGAUUUUAAAGAGAAAGACAUUAAUUCAGAUGUCUUUACUAAUGUUUCAAAUAAACUUGUAGAGAACAAGAAUUUAUCUUCUUUAGAUAUGAAUUUUAGUAAAAAUAGAAUAAAAAUAGAUUAUGUUAGAAAUUUAAUGGACGUGAUGGUUUAUAAUAGUCUUUCCAUUUAAAAUAUGAGUCUAAAUUUAAGCUAUUGUAAUCUUUCAAGUGAAAUGAUUAGCAUAUUAUCAGAGGGAUUGGCAAGCUUAAAAAACCUUGAGAAUUUGUAGGUUGAAUUAAAACAUUCACGAGUUUCUAAUCAGGGAGCUAACUUAAUAGCAAGAGCUUUAAGCCAACUAUAAAAAAUUAAGAAAUUAAAUCUUGAUUUUGGUUCUGAUGAAAAAAAUCCAAAUACUGAAAAUAGUAAUAAAAUUUAAAAAGAAGGAGUUUAAAAUAUUUGUGAGGCCAUAAAUAAAUUUUAAAAUUUAACUUGUUUAACUCUAGACUUAGCAAAAAAUACAAUAGGAAUUGAAGGUGUAGAAAUAAUCUCAAAAAAAUUAUUGGGUCUUCAGAAUCUUACUGAACUUAAUCUAAAUUUGUGGUAAAAUUAAAUAUAAGAUGGAGGAGUAAAAAUUAUUACUGAUGCUUUAAAAAAUAAUAAAAACGUUAAAAAAUUAGAUCUGAAUUUAAGAAAAAAUUAAAUUCAAAUUGAAGGAGCAAGAUGUAUUUCAAAUUUGUUUUUAAAUAACUAAUAUAUUACAAGUUUGAAUCUGAAUUUAUAAGCUAAUCCUUCUAUAGGUUCCUUAGGACUUUCUAGCAUUACAAAUGCUUUAGGAAGUUGUUUUAAUCUAAAUAGUUUGAGUCUUAAUUUAAAUUUUAACAAUAUUGGAGAUAAAGGAUGUUAAGAAAUCGCUAAUGCCAUAGAAAAGCUUAAGGGAAUUAGUAAUUUGAGUCUAUAGUUAUAUAAGAAUUCUAUUGGCAAAGAAGGACUCCUUUUUAUUGCAAAAUCUAUAUAAAAAAAUUAGACUAUCACUAAUUUGACUCUUAAUUUAGGAGAAAAUAUAAUGGGAGAUGAAAAAACAAAUACUUUUGCAAAAGCUUUGUAAGAUUGUAAACAUAUUAGAAGCUUAAAUCUUGAUUUAAGAAAAAAUUAAAUUAAUGCUAUAGGAGUUAAAGAAAUUGCAAAUCUAAUAGAAUAAUCAAUAAAUAUAACUGAAUUUUAACUUUAAAUGAUCUCUAACUAAAUAGGAAAUGAAGGAAUUAUUUAUAUUUCUAAUGCUUUAAAAAAAAAUAAAAAUAUUCUAAUUUUAAAUCUUGAUCUAUGGAACAAUAAAAUAAAUGAAAAAGGAGUCAAAGAUAUUACAAUAACUCUUUCAGAUAGUAGAUCAAUUAAUUAAUUACAAUUAGAUUUAAGAAAUAUCGAAAUUUAAUCUGAAGAAAGUGUUGCUUUAUUAAAAAAGCUCGAAAUAAGUAAAAAUUGGAGUCAUAUAAGCGUUUAAUACGAUUUAGCAGAUGAAAAAUAUUAUUAAGAUUUUUGAUUGAAUAAUAAAUAACGCAGAUGA